Molecule: messenger RNA, 1108 nt
Organism: Tachysurus vachellii
Lineage: Eukaryota; Metazoa; Chordata; Actinopteri; Siluriformes; Bagridae
Gene: shisa2a
Product: shisa family member 2a
Exons: 2
Coding region: 59-781 (240 amino acids)
Source: RefSeq, a predicted model, not a curated record
CAGUUCACCGAUCAGUCACCUGGACUAAACAGCACGCACGGUUUAAUUCGGAUUAACGAUGCGGUCCCGGUUGUUCCUCGUGCCCUUCUUUGCGCCUCUGUUGCUGCUGUUGUCGGUUCAGCGCGCGCACGCCGGCGGUGAGUACUGCCACGGUUGGAGCGACGCGUCGGGGGCGCGGCACCGAGGAUUCCGCUGUCCCGAGCGCUACGACGGCGAGGGCGCGCGCUACUGCUGCGGCUCGUGCUCGCUGCGCUACUGCUGCGCCGCGCCGGACGCGCGCCUCGAUCAGAGCACGUGCCCUGCCGAGCUGGACUUCCACAACCAAGGAGCACGAGACGUUCCACCGAGCCUUCCGACUUAUCUGCCCUUUGUGAUCGUAGUGAGCGCCUUCCUGUCCUUUGUUCUGCUCGGGUCACUGAUCUCCGUCUGCUGCUGUCACUGUGUGAAGCCGAAGCCCAGCGACCGGCCCAGUCCCACACAGACCAGUUUGUUGGAAUCAGGAGGCCCGUCACCUAAAAGCUCCACCCCUUCAUGUAUGUCCAACUCUGGACUCCACCCUCCUCGCCCGAGUCCGGCAGAACUCAGCGUGUACAGUGCAUUUCCACCAGCAUUUGUUCCUCCACUUCACCAGGGGGCACCACAGUUUUACCCAAAUUAUCCCAACUAUCCACUGCCCCCAGAGCACACCAUGCUGAUCGCACCGGCGUUCCUGGACACGCACGGACACGGACACGGUCCGCCCUUCCAUCAGGACCCUGUCUACCCCACUGUUACUGUCUGAAGAUGUCACAGGACCAAAAACUGUAAACAAGUAGAAACAUGAAAAGACUUAACUGAGAAAAGCAGCAUGGUGAUGAAGGUCACAGCCGUUACCUUCCCAUCACAGGACAAAAGACAGUUUUUAAAUAAAAACAUAUGUUUAUUUAGCUGAUAUGAACAGUGAAGAUCACAAACACGUAUGAACAUGGCUCAGAAAUCCUGUCACAUUAGCCGACUAGCUAGGACUAACUGUAAAAGUUUUAAUGUGCCUCAAACACUUUCUCAGAGAUCCUGUCACAUUAGCCAGCAUUAGCCAGAAAUCUACAGUUCUUUAAAAGUCUCCGUUGUC